UUUGCGAGCAGACCCCGAUCAUGUGAGGUGUCCUGGACGCGUGUCACGAUGAGGGCUCGUGUUGCCAUGCUAAUUGGCGCCCUUCUGUGGCUGCCACUUGUGUCAGCCAACGAGGACAAUGACGAGAGCAACGAAAACUACGAAACUGGAUGGGCGGGGACCAAAUGUUCGCCACCCGAAAUGGCCCUCGACGGCAACUCCGUGGCCUCCUCCUCCACCGACUACUCCAAGGUCAUGGAGGUCAUGUUUCAAGGAGCCAUCGGACCCCUCGGAGAACGCAGAUUGUGCAAAAUCAAAUGCAUUAACGGAGAGUGGGUUGGACCGCUUUGCCAAGUGAAAAGUGGCGGCGGCAAGUAUCAUCCUCUUUUCCGGAGCUGUCAUUUCGGCGCUCUUCCGCCUCAGCUGCUGGUGAUGUACAAGAAUGUCAGCAUUGUGGCUGACACUCGUCUACCGUUUCCCGACGGGGCCCAGGUGUCGGUUCGUUGUCGUGAGUUGGGCGUCUACAAGCUGCUCGGCGAGUCCAGUCUCACCUGCCAGAAUGGCGUUUGGAGCCACGAGGUGCCCAACUGCAUCCCGACCACGCUGCUGACCAACUUCACAGAUGACGCGCCUCCCACGGUUCUGGUGCGAGUCCCAGCUGGGUCGGCCUCCGUCGAGCCCGACGGCGAGCUGGCCGUCUUCCCCGGCAGCAUAGUCCACCUGGAGUGCGUGUUCGCGCGCAAACUGGGCAACCCCGAGUGGAGCUGGAGCUCCAGCUUCCGGCAGUACCUGACAGGUUGGGCGAUAUCUGCGGAGGAACGUGAUUGGAAGUAUCGCCUCUCCAUUUAUUACAGUAAGCCCCAGGAUUCAGGUGCGUUCACUUGCACGACACCCCACGGACUCACAAACAGCGUCACAAUCAAUGUUGUGGCAAUCCACUGUGCACCGUUAGAAGUCGACGACCCACACGUGACGGCCAGGGUGGAGGGCAGCAGAUUGGGGCACACGGCCGUGUUCCAGUGUCCCACGGGCUUCGUCCUCAACGGAACUGCCAAUCUGACGUGCCACGCGACAGGCAAGUGGUCAGGUCCACCUCCGAGCUGCACACCAGUGCGCUGCCCCCGUCUCAGGGACAUCGGCGACCCUCACCUCGAGCUGAUUGAGCAGAACACAAGUUACCUGGGCCGCGCGUACUAUCGCUGCAGGUGGGGCUACCGUCUGACAGGGCCUCCCGGCCUCGAGUGCGGCAGCGACGGACGGUGGAUCGGCGACAUUCCGCGCUGCCAACCUGUGCACUGUCCGCCCCCGCUGCCCCCGGCGAAUGGUCGCAUCCUGGAGGCUGGCGGCAGGGCUCUUUCGGACGGCAGAUACGCUGUCGGCAGUGCUGUUCAGUUCGGCUGCUCCGAUUCGCACCAACUGAUGGGCGAACCCACGAUCGUCUGCACUGAGAAUGGAUUCUGGUCGCACAAAGCACCCCUAUGCAAGCCGCGGUGUCCGUACCCAGGAGACCCGGAGAACGGCCGCAUAGCGCCGCUCAAGUUUUAUUACGAGCCCGGGGACCACGUCAAAGUGACGUGCAAUCCGGGCUUCGUGAUCCGCGAGCGCACCGCCACUUCAAGACCUACCUGUCGCCCGGACGGCUCGUGGUCCGAGCAAAUCCCCAGCUGCGUCGACUACACCCAAGUCUGACUUACUCGCGCUGACAAGUGUGUGUUGUAUUAUUUUUCCAGCAACUUUUCAUCCGCCCCGAGAGCAAAAAUAAACCAACCGGUCGGUGAUUGCGUUCAGUGUGCACGUACUUGUGAAAAGUUUGCAGCUGGGGAAACACUCUUGUGUCGAAUGUGAGCGAGACUCUGCUGCUUAAUUGUGUUAAUGAGGGAGACUGUGCGUGAGAAAAUGAGCGUGCGACUGAGCGCCGAGUUUGAGCUCCAGUGCUUUUUGUUUGAAAACGACCAGUCAAGUGGCUGGCCUAUUUAAUUUUCGCUCAGAAAUCUUGGUGGAUUGUGUGCUUGGGGAUAAAUUUUUAUGCAGUUUUUUGUUGUAUCAAGGCAAAAUGAAAAAAGGCCGUUGAAAUGUUUUUAAUUAACUUAUAAUUGCAUCGCAUGGAUGCAGUUUUCUCAUUCCAUUUUAAUAUUUAUGAAUUUUUAUUUAUUUGAAAAAGUAACAGAGAUGAAUUUCAAAAUUUGUUUCUUUAUUUUUUUAUGCUUCCUGAUAAAAAAAUGCAUAUUUUAAAUAAUUUUUAAAUCAAUGAAUUUAUUUUGAUCUUAAAAUUGAUUGAAAUUGGAUGAAAAUGAUCAAUGAGAUUUGAUGUCCUUUUUUUAAAAUGCACUUAAUCACAGCACUACGGUGCGCAAAAUUCAAGAUGUCUACAUUUUGGAUCAGUAUUUUAAUUAUUAUUUCAAUGUUUAUUACGUUUAAAAAAUGGAAUGUCAAAUCUGAUCAAUAAAAAUGCCAAAAGUUCACCUUGUGUCAUGAAAUUAGACAACCCCUUUAAAACAACCAUCUAAAUGGAACUUAUUUUUAAAUGGCCAUGCUUGUAUAUUUAUAUCCGAAAUCCAAAGUUUCAAUAGCCUUAAUCUCAAUACUGGAAAAUGAUCUUGAGCGAUCUCACAGUGUAUAAAAUGUCUGUAGAAACUAAUUGUAAGUAAAACGGUAAAGUAAUUACUGAGGCUAGAUUAUCAUUUGCUUGUUUAAUGAAGUCAACUGUACAUAACAUAAUAAAAGGACGGAAUGUAC
Neocloeon triangulifer is the source of this 2715-nucleotide messenger RNA. RefSeq names its product locomotion-related protein Hikaru genki-like. Bases 49 to 1668 code for a protein of 539 amino acids. NCBI's taxonomy places the organism in Eukaryota, Metazoa, Arthropoda, Insecta, Ephemeroptera, Baetidae. The record is from RefSeq and is a predicted model, not a curated record. The transcript is spliced from 9 exons.